Messenger RNA from Ustilaginoidea virens, 189 nucleotides. RefSeq lists its product as uncharacterized. Lineage: Eukaryota; Fungi; Ascomycota; Sordariomycetes; Hypocreales; Clavicipitaceae. The record is from RefSeq and is a predicted model, not a curated record. Bases 1 to 189 code for a protein of 62 amino acids. The transcript has a single exon.
AUGUUUUGCAACUCGGCUUCAAGCGACGCAGCCAAUCAUGUCGUCCGCUUCGUCGCUUUGCCACUCCACGAUGUUGAUGUUGAUAUGGCUAGGCCCACCUCCGCAUUUCUUGGUGCUUCCACCGGAAGGAGCGACGAUUUGCGCGCUUGCUACCUGCCUCGUCCUAAAUUAAUCAAGGUAGGUACAUAG